Molecule: messenger RNA, 1377 nt
Organism: Closterium sp. NIES-65
Lineage: Eukaryota; Viridiplantae; Streptophyta; Zygnematophyceae; Desmidiales; Closteriaceae
Source: the annotation of a GenBank genome assembly
AUGGCUCACGCCACACCCUCCCCCCUCCCUCCCCCUAUUGAUACCUCCUCUAUCGAUAAACUGCAGCUCGCCGCGGACAAAUCCGCCGUCAACUGGCACUCCUUCAUCGGCAGCAUUCGUCGAGUUCUCUCCGAUGCAUGGGUUCCCCCCUACCGCGUCCUUGACGUCAUCCUCCGCCGUCCCCAUGCUCUCUCCCCCACCGCUCCUGACCACCCCGGCGAGACCCCUCCUCUCCCUCCCUCUCCUGGCGAUCCUCCUCGUGAACCCGACCUCCAACUCACCGUCGACCAAGCCACCGCUGAUGCAGACUUCAUCUUACGACGCCGUGCCUACCUUAUCCGCAAAGCUGAGUACGAUGCAGCAGUUGAAGCCUAUGACCAGGCAGUUGUUGGCCGCAAUGCUCAUCUUGCCGUCGUCGCCAAAUACAACCACGACUUGGCUACCUUUACCCCAAACCUCAUCGCCUGGACAGCUGCUGACACCCGCGCCUGCACCGUUCUCCUCGGUGCUCUCCCUGACUCCCUUAUGCGCCGCUUCCAGGCUCGGGAACUCCGUGCCUCGGUCAUUUGGGCCGAACUCCAUGCCAUGUUCGAACGCCGCGACAUCAGCUCAGUUGGCAUCCUCUUUCAAGAGUACUUUUCAAUCACCCUCGCUACAUGUGACGGAGCGGUCGACUAUGUCGGACGUAUGCGAGAAGUAGCUGAUCGCCUCGAAGCCCGCCAGGCUGGCCUCUCCGAACCCCUCCAAAUCCAUCGCCUCCUGUUUAACCUCACCCCAGACUAUGAAUCACGCCUUCACGCCUUUACCGAAGCCAAUCCCAUGGCCGAUCUCGCCUCCGUUGAGCAGUGGAUCAUAGACACCGAAGUCAAACUCCGCACCCCCAUUGUCAACCUCGCCUCCUCCCAACCCUCCUCCUCCUCCCUCAACGCCACCCAGCCCCGCAAGCAAGCUCGGAACAACGGCAAAGGGGGAGGUGGGGCCAAGGGAGGUGGCGGUCAGGGCAACGGCAGCACAAACAGCCGUGGCAGCACCACUGGGGAUGAGCAUGGCACCACUAAUUCGGGCGGAGCCUCUGCAGGCCGCGGAAGUCGUCCUGGCACUCUUCCGCCCCGCACCUAUCUCCGUCGCUAUGGUCCCCGGGCUGGAACACCCUGCGGGCAGACAAACCAUCCCCCUAGCACUUGCUUCAAGGCUCUCGAUGAUGCUUGGUACGCGCGGGGAAAUGUUGGCACUCCUCCCAAGUGGGGAACGAUCUCCCCACGUCCCUCCCUUGCCGACAUCCAAACCAACCCCGCUUACCUCCCUGCCCACCUCCGCCUCCUUGCUCCCCCCACACCGCUCCUCAAUCUCCAACAGCAGCACCUCCUGCAGCUGUAA